AUUCACCCCUCCCUCUUAGACUACGAGUACCGAUUCCUUUCGUACAUUUAUAUAUACAAACAAUAGCUGAAGAGCUAGCAGCAAGGAUAGGGAGUGCCAAAUCUAGUAAGCAGAAGCUCAAUGGAGGGUGAGAGCAGCAUGGUGGCCAUGGGUUUCGGACUCUACUGGCAGUCGCCUCCUCGCUUCCUCCUCGAGCCCCUUGACCUCGCCGGCGCCGCCGUCGACGACAGCAGCAUGUACGCCUACGUGCCGCCGUACGACGAGGCAGAGUCGCUGUCCGGCCUGUGCUCGUCGUACGCGCCGGGGCAUUCCAGCUCGCCCGACGGCGGCGCUGACUCCUGCUCCACGCCGGCGGCGGUGGCGCCACCGCCGCCUGCCGUGGCGACGAGGAACACGGCCAUGGAGCGCGGCCGGCGCCGCAGGCUCAACGAGAAGCUCUACGCGCUCCGCAGCGUCGUCCCCAACAUCACCAAGAUGGACAAGGCGUCCAUCAUCAGGGACGCCAUCGCCUACGUCGAGCACCUCCAGGAGCAGGAGCGCCGGGUGCUCGCCGACAUAUCCGCCCUGCGGCAGUCCUCCGCCACCGCCACUGCCACCGUCAAGACAGAGGGCGCCCCGGCCACGGAGGACGCCGGCCGCAGCUUCCUUCCAAGGAAGAAGAUGAGGCGGGCACUGGCAAUCGCUUGCGCCAACGACGCGACGCGCUCCAUCACCACGUCCUCGCCGCCAGUCCAAAUUCUUGAGGUGGAGGUGUCGGAGGCUGGGGAGAGGGUAGCGGUGGUGAGCAUCCGGUCCAGCAGGGGCAGGGACGCGGUGAGCCAGGUGUGCCGGGCGCUGGAGCCCCUCGGCCUCGGCGUCCUCACCGCCAGCAUCACCGCCGCCGGCGACACCGUCGUCCACACCAUGUUCGUGGAGACUGGAGAAAUGGGUGGCGCUCUGCUGAAGGAGGCGAUACUGGCUGCUCUGGCCCAGCUCGAUGUGACCAUAGGCCCUCUUAAGUCCAUGAGUUGUUGGGAACUUGAUGCGGCCAUGGAAAGCUAAGCAUCUCAAACACCUGCGCGUGUCGUCAUUGUCGCUGCUUUCCUUUGGGAACGGACAGACGAUUUGAUAAUGCAACUAGUAGCUCUAGCUUUUUCCGAAAGUAAAACGCAGCUAUCAGGUGCUGCCCGUGCUAAUUACCUCCAUUAUCUCAAAAAAGAAAAGACGAUUCUGUAAUCUUGACACUGAGAUAAGCUAGCAAUGAAUUUCUACAUCGUGUGUCA
Messenger RNA from Setaria italica (foxtail millet), 1262 nucleotides. RefSeq names its product transcription factor bHLH35. Gene Ontology annotation, molecular function: protein dimerization activity; sequence-specific DNA binding; DNA-binding transcription factor activity. Lineage: Eukaryota; Viridiplantae; Streptophyta; Magnoliopsida; Poales; Poaceae. Gene Ontology annotation, biological process: regulation of DNA-templated transcription. The coding region runs from base 121 to 1041 and encodes 306 amino acids. The record is from RefSeq and is a predicted model, not a curated record. The transcript has 4 exons. Gene Ontology annotation, cellular component: nucleus.